AUGAGUUUGGGUCAUAGAGUAGCCCCCGAUCUUUUCUCUGAACCCUCCCAGAGAGCUGAACCUUUUAUUGCAAUGCAUCUUCAGUCUGCAAAGAAUGAUGUCCAGAGUGCCGAAGUAAUGUUAUCAAACAGCUUGAACAACUCACAAUUCAUCAGAAGUAAUCCCUCAGAAUCAGCUCUCAGUGAUUCUACGAAAAUUAUCUUGAAGAGUCGGAAAAAGGCAGAAGAGGGCACAACAUAUAUUAAAUAUGGAGGUUCAGAGAUAUUUACCAGAUGA
Molecule: messenger RNA, 276 nt
Organism: Funneliformis mosseae
Lineage: Eukaryota; Fungi; Glomeromycota; Glomeromycetes; Glomerales; Glomeraceae
Source: the annotation of a GenBank genome assembly